Messenger RNA from Penicilliopsis zonata CBS 506.65, 1026 nucleotides. RefSeq lists its product as hypothetical. Gene Ontology annotation, biological process: tricarboxylic acid cycle; carboxylic acid metabolic process. Gene Ontology annotation, cellular component: cytoplasm. NCBI's taxonomy places the organism in Eukaryota, Fungi, Ascomycota, Eurotiomycetes, Eurotiales, Aspergillaceae. The record is from RefSeq and is a predicted model, not a curated record. Gene Ontology annotation, molecular function: L-malate dehydrogenase (NAD+) activity. The coding region runs from base 1 to 1026 and encodes 341 amino acids. The transcript is spliced from 8 exons.
AUGGUUAAAGCAGAUCUCCAAGAGCUGACCAGAUCUCCAACAGCUGUCCUCGGAGCUUCUGGCGGCAUCGGCCAGCCUCUCUCCCUCCUGCUGAAGGCGUGCCCACUUGUUGAUGAGCUUGCUCUCUAUGAUGUUGUCAACACUCCUGGUGUGACUGCCGACCUUUCUCAUAUUUCUUCAGUUGCUAAAAUCUCUGGCUAUCUUCCCAAGGACGAUGGGUUGAAGCAUGCUUUGACUGGUACUGACAUUGUUGUCAUUCCCGCUGGCAUCCCUCGCAAGCCCGGCAUGACUCGUGAUGACCUUUUCAAGAUCAAUGCUGGGAUUGUUCGAGACUUGGUCGAGGGUAUUGCCAAGCAUUGCCCCAAGGCCUUUGUUUUGAUCAUCUCAAACCCGGUCAAUUCUACUGUCCCGAUUGCCGCAGAAGUCCUGAAGGCUGCAGGUGUCUUUGAUGCUAAGCGUCUUUUUGGGGUCACCACCCUCGAUGUCGUUCGCGCCGAGACCUUCACCCAGAAAUACACUGGUCAGAAGAAUCCCGCCCAUACCAAGAUUCCUGUCAUUGGUGGUCACUCUGGAGAGACCAUUGUCCCGAUCUUCAGCAAAGCGUCUCCAUCUUUUACAAUCCCUGACGAUAAGUACGACGACCUUAUCAAGCGCGUCCAAUUUGGUGGCGAUGAGGUCGUCCAGGCCAAGGAUGGUGCUGGUUCCGCUACUCUUUCCAUGGCUUAUGCCGGCUACAGGUUUGCCGAGAGCGUUAUUAAGGCUGCUAAGGGCGAGAAAGGCAUUAUUGAGCCAACUUUCAUCUACUUGCCUGGUGUUGUUGGUGGCGAGGAGAUCGCAGAAGCAACCGGCGUUCAAUUCUUCUCAACUCCUGUUGAGCUCGGACCUAAUGGCGCGGAAAAAGCCAUCAACAUCCUGGAUGGCAUCACCGACAAGGAGAGCAGGCUUCUCGAAGCCUGCAAGGCUGGCCUGCAGGGUAACAUUUUGAAGGGUGUUGAUUUCAUCAAGAGCCCUGUACCAACAAAGUAA